AUGGAACUUAUUCAAUCGCAGAAAGGCAAAGAUUUACUGUUGAGCGAUGGGUACCGGUAUCGUAAGGCGAGAACUAAUACCGAUGGCAGUGUAUCAUGGAGAUGCGCCGAGACACCUUGCCGAGGACGUGUCAAAGUGUCAUUGGAAAAUGUCGUGGUAAAUGUGACUCGACACAGUCAUGCUCCAGAUCCAGCUAAAAAUGAAGCAAAAAAAUCUGUGUCUAAUAUGAAAAGGCGAGCAGCGGACACCCUUGAGAAACCAAGGCAGUUGAUUCAAGGAUCGACAAGAGGGAUAAAUUUGGAAGCAUCAGUCCAUUUGCCAUCGUACAAAAGCAUCUCAGAGAACUGUUGA
Molecule: messenger RNA, 351 nt
Organism: Parnassius mnemosyne (clouded apollo)
Lineage: Eukaryota; Metazoa; Arthropoda; Insecta; Lepidoptera; Papilionidae
Source: the annotation of a GenBank genome assembly